AGGCCGGAGCCCAAUAAUUGGCCCAGAAAUCCAUUAAUGGUUAAGUAGUUUACAAUUUACAUGAUUCAAAAGAUCGAACACCUGGAAGGCGCUCAUUGAGAUGGCUAGUUCUUCAUCUUCGUCCUCCUCCUCGGAGGUUUUGAUUCAAACCCUAAUUAACCGAGGCUGGUGUUUUCGAGAAAUCAAUCAAAUCAAGUCGCUAAUCGAAACGAAGUUCAAUGGAAGCUCUAGCACCGUUCGUUCUGUUGAGUCGGAGCUCUGUAACAUGGACUUACGAGCAAUCGGAGGGAAAUCUUUGCCUGACAUUUCCACCCUCCGAAAAUCCACUCACUUAGAUGGCCCUAAAGUUCUCCAGGUAGCUUUUGCGAGGGAUAUAAGUAAAAGUACUAUAGCUGAAAGUUCAGGGGGUUCAAACGGUAAACGGCUAUUGAAAUUGAAGCUUAUUGAUGGACAUUCAGAAAUUCCUGCUAUCGAGUUCACUCAUAUUCCCUCGAUUCCUGAUAAUGUUGUUCCUGGCACCAAGAUCCGAUUGGAAAACAAAGUUGUAAUGCAUAGUGGUAUUUUAUGCUUGAAUGCAAAGGCAAUAACUGUUAUUGGAGGAAUUGUUCCAUCAUUAUAUGAAGAGUGGGAAAUGAACCAAAAGUAUGCAGGCUUUACCCGAUCAACCUUAAAAUUCUCACAUACUGAUGACACUGGUGGCCCACCACCUUUUCACAAGUUACAGGCUGGAGUAUCUACACAUCGGAUCAAUCAACAAAAUAGACCACCUUCUGAUAACUUAAAAGAAACAUCUAAAGCUUCUGGACCCACUGUUAUUGAAAAGGGUAUAAAAGGGAAUGAGAAUGUGAAAUCUGGUUCUCUUUCUGAUAAAUCCACACAAAACCAACCUUCUACUGAAGCAAGACCAAAAGAAGUUGCCGAAGUUGCCCCUGUACAAAACCAAGCUGCUGCACAAAAGCUUCUCCAGAAAAUGAGUAAUUCCACCCGCAAUGAAGGGCAUUCUAGGGGGUGGAAACAAAGAGGGAGGGGUAAGGAGGAGGAGGAGGAAUCAGCUGUUUUAACUCUAGAUGAGUGGGAGAGAAAAAGAGCUGCUGGGAGUUCUUCAUCAAGACAACAAAACCCUAAUUUUAAUCAAGAUGAAGAUCUCGCACGCCAACUUCAAAACCAAUUUGAUUUAGAAGACAUUCAUGAACAUAGGAGUGUUCAUGUGACAAAAGCAGAUGAUAUCAGAAUGAGCAUGUUUAGUUUUGAAAGAGAUGAUGAUGGUGGUUAUGGUGGUGGUGGUAGGGGAGAAUUUAGAGGAAGGGGAAGGGGAAGAGGAAGAGGGAGGGGAAGAGGGUGGGGACGUGGUAGAGUUGGGUGAUGCUUACUUUAUUAGGUAAAUUUGAUUUUUCAAAGUAAAAGGUUCUAAUAUGAAAGAUAUUGUAAGUGCAAUGUUAUAACUGGAUAGAAUUUUCAAAGUACAAUGUAUAAUUUAGAAAAAAAAAAAAGAUUCAAAGUAGCCAUGUUGAUAUGAACAAAAAGGACUUGGGUUAUGAGCCUUAUAACAACGAGAA
This is a messenger RNA of Lactuca sativa (garden lettuce), 1556 nucleotides long. Its product is annotated as tudor domain protein (DUF1767). Gene Ontology annotation, cellular component: nucleus. The record is from RefSeq and is a predicted model, not a curated record. Lineage: Eukaryota; Viridiplantae; Streptophyta; Magnoliopsida; Asterales; Asteraceae.